AUGGGCAAGGGCAAGCUUAGUUCCGCCAUCAAGGCCGGCCAGACCGCCAUCGAACUCGGCCAAAACGUCCAGGGCAUCGCCGGCGCCGCCAACGAGCUCCGCAACGCAGACAAGGGCGAGCUUGGUCGCAAGGCCGGUCGACACGCUUUCAAUGAGGGUGCCGAGACGGGCAAGACCAUGGGAAAGGCGUGGCUCAAGACUUUCGAGGUCGUGCCGCGCCUCGUGUGUCGUGGUCUGCAGUUUGUCUUUGCGCUCAUUGCCUGUGGAUUUUACGGACAUCGCGUUAGCGAUAAUGACAAGGAUAACAAUGGUGGUUUCUCACCUGAAUGGUACUUUGCCCUCACUGUCGCUGGUCUGUCAGCUACCACGGCCAUUCUUUUUGUUGCGAUCACACCUCUCGGCGCUCUUCCCUACAUCGGCAGCAAGCUCAAGCUGUUCAAGACAUACCGUGCAUUCGCCUGGGACCUCAUUCUCUUUGUCCUGUGGCUCAUCGUUUUCGGCAUCUUUGCCGGUAUUUUUCUCGGACGCGACAGCGACGACAAGUACAAGGGUGCCUCAACGGGCCCCAUGAAGGUCGCUGUGUGGAUCGACCUCGUGAGCGUCAUUCUCUGGUUGAUUUCGGGUACUUAUGGCUGCCUCAAGACGUUUCUUGGCGAAAAGGCGGAUGCCCUCACGGAUAAGGUGGGACAGAAGCUGUUUGAGAAGAAGAACAAGGCUCCCGCCAAGGAGGCCAACUACGCCGAGAGCGUGUAA
Molecule: messenger RNA, 753 nt
Organism: Fusarium falciforme
Lineage: Eukaryota; Fungi; Ascomycota; Sordariomycetes; Hypocreales; Nectriaceae
Exons: 1
Coding region: 1-753 (250 amino acids)
Cellular component (GO): membrane
Source: RefSeq, a predicted model, not a curated record